This is a messenger RNA of Onychostoma macrolepis, 1863 nucleotides long. Its product is annotated as synaptogyrin-1-like. The record is from RefSeq and is a predicted model, not a curated record. The coding region runs from base 35 to 904 and encodes 289 amino acids. The transcript has 4 exons. Gene Ontology annotation, cellular component: synaptic vesicle membrane; neuromuscular junction. NCBI's taxonomy places the organism in Eukaryota, Metazoa, Chordata, Actinopteri, Cypriniformes, Cyprinidae.
UGCUUAUGACUGCUUCUGUGCUGCAGGGUCACAAAUGUUCACUGAAUCUGUAUCGAUCCUUCACGAGCACGCGCCUCACAAGCCAGCGCGCGCUCCCGACGCUCUCUCCUCCUCUCCGGAGCGCGCAGAAUCGGCGGAGAGAGUCAGACACAGACACCGAGAGAGAGAUGCAGCAGAGCGGCGCGUUCGGCGCGGCCAGAGCCGGCGGAGCCUUCGAGCCGCUCGCCUUCAUCCAGCAGCCGCACACCGGCCUCCGGAUCGUGUCCUGGGUACGCUCCGUUAUCUCCAGCGAGAGAGACAGCAGCUCUUCUCGUUGGUGAUCUUCGGCUGUAUCGCUAACGAGGGCUACGUCAACAGGCCCGAUGAGGUCGAGCAGUUCUGCGUCUUUAACCGGAACCAGAACGCCUGUAACUACGCGGUCAGCAUGGGCUCGCUGGCCUUCCUGAGCUGCAUGGCCUUCCUGGCUUUAGAUGCCUAUUUCCCACAGAUCAGCAGCGUCAAAGAGCGCAAGAGAGCCGUGCUGGCCGACGUGGGGACCUCAGCGUUCUGGUCCUUCGUUUGGUUCGUGGGCUUCUGUUUCUUGGCCAAUCAGUGGCAGGUGGCCAAACCGGAGGACAACCCGCUGCGGUCGGGCGGAGACGCGGCGCGGGCCGCCAUCACCUUCUCCUUCUUCUCCAUCUUCACCUGGGCGGUUCAGGCCGUCCUGGCGUUUCGGAGGUACAAGCUGGGUGUGGAUUCGGUUCUGUUCUCGCAGGACUACAUCGACCCGAGCCAGGACGCCGUGCCGUACAGCUCCUACAGCGGCGGAGACGCUCCGGAGAGUCCCGGAGGAACCGGGUUCUACCAGCAGGACGGUGACGGCGUGUUUGACGGGUCAGCGGGGUACCAGCGGCAGGAGCACUGACCCGCAGCAGGGUCACGGCACCAUUCUCUAAAACUGUCCCGGCUGCACGAAUAUAGACUGAUUUAUAUUCAACAUGGGGUUAUAAGUGUAAACAGAGUUACACCUCACAGUUUUUUUCAACUGCUUGCACACAUUUUCAACACUUUGUUUUUUUGUACACACAAAUCCAAGAAUUGCACAUAAAAUGCAAAAUGCCUCGCAUCUCUUGCAAAAUGAAGCACUGCAUUCAAAAUAUCACAAACACGUCUCAAAAGCAAACACCUUUGCCAUAAUAUUAAUUCCUGUUAGAUUUGUGUGUGUUACGUAGAGAAUUGUGUGCUGUGGUUUGCAAAAAGUGUUUUAUGAAAUUGAAAACUGAGUCAAAGGCUGAGAAUCAGUGUCUGGUUUUGCAGGUUUGGUGUGUGCUUCUGCGGUUUGAGUGACAGCUUUCAGAAACUGUGACGAGGAAAGAUUCUGUGUGUAAGCAGCUGAAAAAAACUAAUAUUAAUGUGCUCACACUCUCAAAAAUAAAGGUUCUUUAUCGGCAUUCAUUGAACAAAAGGUCCUUUAUAGUGGAAGAACAUUCUUUAGUUUAUUAAAAUGUUCUUUACACUAAGAAAAAAAAAUACUUUUAAGAAUUGAUCACUGAAAGGUUCUCAGAUAACAAAAGCAUUAAGUUAUGAAAAUUUUAUUUCUGAUUGUUCACUAAACAUUCAAAACGUUCAGUUUUAAAAAUGUUUUGGUUGUGCAAACGUUAAGGGAAUGUUCCAUUUCAUCGAUUGGCAAACAUUAUGCGAAUGUUACUUUUAAAUGUUCUCUGAACGUUCUAAAACAAAUAGUAGCAAACAUUAGAUGAACAUCCAACUAAAACUUUCAGAAAUACAACAUUCCAUGUAUGAUGUAUGAAUAAAGUUUUUGUGCUAAUGUAUCUUAGAACAUUAUUAAAGACCAAAUCGUUAAAAAAAAAGCAUAAAAAUGUU